GUCGGGUACCUUUUUAUUUUAAAGGGAACAUCAAGGUUGUCGAGUAGGUUCCAAGAAGGGAGAGCAGGAUCUGGUGUGGGAAGUGCCGUGUGCCUGAUGGUGCCAGUGGAGGACCAGCGCUUGCUAUCCCCCUCGUCCCUCCAUGACCUCUCCCCGUGGACCCUGACCCAUUAGCACCCUGUCCCCUCCUCCUCCCACCCCUCCCUUGGCCCGCCCAGCCCCGCCCGCCCCAGCCCCGCCUCCCCUCUCCACCGAUCCCCCUGUCCCUCAUGCUUUGGACACAAGCACCACACAGACUGUCCAAUGACUGCCUGGAUCAUCCUGCCUGUGAGCCUAUCUGCUUUCUCCAUCACAGGAAUAUGGAUAGUUUAUGCUAUGGCAGUGAUGAAUCAUCACGUUUGUCCUGUAGAGAACUGGACUUACAAUGUGACGUGCACAGAGGAGACGGCCAAGCCAGGAUUCCCCAAAACAUGCUGCACCCUACAGGACAUCCCCCUCAUCAGUAAGUGCGGGUCCUUUCCCCCGGAGAGCUGUCUGUUCAGCCUGAUUGGCAACGUGGGCGCCUUCAUGGUGGUGAUGGUGUGUCUGCUCCGCUAUGCCCAGGUGAUUGAGCACAGCCACUGCUGCUGGACCAACACCAGUGCCCUGGUGUCUGGCUGCACCAACGCUCUGGGCCUGGUCAUGGUGGGGAACUUCCAGGUGGACCACGCCAAAACGCUGCACUACGUUGGGGCGGGCGUGGCCUUCCCCGCCGGCCUGCUGUUCGUGUGCCUGCAGUGCGUGCUGACGUACCGCGUGGCCCUCACCGCCCUGGACUACUGGAUGGCACACGUCCGCGUCGCCCUGGCUGCUGGAGCCCUCAUCUCCCUGGUCCUCAGUGGCAUCUUCUUCAUCCACGAGAGCUUUGUGCUGCAGCACGCGGCGGCCAUCUGUGAGUGGGUGUUCACCGUCGACAUCCUCAUCUUCUACGGGACAUUCACCUACGAGUUUGGCGCUGUGAACAACGACACCAUGAUGGUGGCCCUGCAGCACAGCCGGCACCGGGCGGCGGGGGUCAUUAUCGGGGGUGCAGCGGGCCGGGGCGGGGCCUUGGGCAGCGGCACCAAGAGCCUGAAGUCGCCUGGGGGUAGCAGCACCUCCACCCACCUCAACUGCACCCCAGAGAGCAUCGCUAUGCUGUAGCUACACCCACCUCAACUGCACCCCAGAGAGCAUCGCUAUGCUGUAGCUACACCCACCUCAACUUGCACCCUGGCCAUUGUGUAUUGCCACCCACUCCACCUGCUGUAGCCCUGCUCACCCCCCCCCCCCCUUAGUGUCCCAGGCUCUCAGACUGGCCCAAUCUGUUGAGGCCUAUGGACUGUAUGCUGUAUGGUCAGGGGGGGGGGUGUCUCUGGGGGGUGCCACAGUGGGGGAUGGCACUUCUUACUGGAGCAGAUUAGAUUGGGUGGUCUAGGUGCAUACAUCAUUCAUCUACCCUGCUCUCCACCUCUCCUGUUCAUUAAGCAGGUGCUGUUUGAAACGGUUUAUAUUUUUAAGGCAUUGGGGAGGUUGUACAGACAGAGGCUCCUCCCAUUCUGUACACGUACACAGAUGUUUUUAUAUUUCAGUUGUUGUUUUUUAAAUUUUAUUUCUAUUUAUGUUUUUUUUAAUGUCUUUAUUUGGCGCAACCGAACUUUGGCGCAUAGGCCAUGUGAAUCGUGACACUGUAUGAGAAGUUACUGUAAAAAAACGAAAAAGGAGAGAACGCUGUUAUGGAAGGUAUGUGUAUAUAAAUGUCCUUCCCCCAUUAAGAAGGUUAUUAUGGGCUUGCAGUUGCAGCAGUAGAACUGCCGCCAUUUUGUGUCUCGAUUGGAUCUGCUGUUCUCCCAGUUACUGAACAGGACCUCUGAGUAUGUUUAAGGACAACCCGAAACGGAAGUUUUGCCCUUUUCCAUCCACUAAACAAGAUUUUAUGUUAUCGUGCACCAGCAGGCGUGUCUGUCAUUCGAAUGUCAGUAAAAUGUUCCGUUCUCCUCCAAGCAAUAUCCUUUUCACGCAACAGAGCGCAUCCUCAUUUGACUCUCCCCCCCCCCCCCCCCCCCCCCUUCAUUUGACAUCCGUCAAAUCGACUCUCCGCCCCCUUCAGAAAACUCCCACCGAAAGAUUUCACUCAUGUAUGUGUCAUCCCUUCUGUUUCAGCUUGUCUUUAAGAGCCAUACAGAAUGAUACCCAUUUGAUGAUGUGUUUAGUGUUGUGUGCUGGCCGCUUCGGGCUAUGAAUGGUUGAGUUUCGGUUGGACCCUUUGAGGGGUCUGCUAAUCACACAAGACUAUGGGCUCAUUCCAGUCGCUUAUUUUAUCCGUCCCUGUCUCCUAGGUCCCCACCUGACCCGUAAGUCGAUCGAGGUCCGCCAUCUUUACGGACUUCAUAUGUUAAAUGCUCCGUUGAAGGAGCUUGGAGGCUCUUGGAGGGUGAUUGAGUGAGGACACACAAGUGCGUCCCUUUGUGGAAGUUUAAUGUAAUUGACGUCUGCAGUGUUUGCAAUUGACGUGGCUUCAAAUGAAUACUUGGCUGAGCACAGGCGCUCUGUUUGCCGAAUACACGUUUCCUCGAUUGCUCUGUCCUUGUCCAUCCUCGCGUUCUCUAUUGGGUGCAGCAAAGGAGCGAGGGAAGGAUGCUCGGAGGUAAAAUAAGGUAUUGGAAUUGGCCCUGUUUUAUGUAGAUAAUGCGGACCUGUUCGCUCUCUUUAAAAAAAAAAAGAGAAAAUUUUUUAGCCCCAAAUUUCCUCUUUUAAGCUGGGAGUUAAGUAAACGCUGACGGUUAUUGUGACUGUGAUGUCUGUCUCAUGAGCUUUUACUUUGGCUUUGUUGCCAUCUUCAGUGUUUUCCACAGCAAGUCUUUCAGCUGCAAAGUAAAUGUUGGAGUGAGAAGUGUGAGAAUGUCUGUCAACUGCCCUGUCAGUUGACUUGUAGGCUGUCUGUAAAGUGACUUCCUGUAGACGGUUUGUCUGUGGACACUGUAAAGUGAUUGUCUGUAGUGUGUGUGAGAUGCUUUUUGUAGCACAGUCAGACUGAGUUCAUAGCCUGUUAAAGUUGGUGUGUGUGUAUGUGCUUGGGGUGGGACGGUAUGACAUUUUAUUGCUUCCUUUCAUGGAAAUGUUCCGAAUUUGCAGACCUUUGCUCUGAAUUUUCUUCAUAUCCCAAAAUAUUUCCAUAUGCCAGACUUUUUGUUGUUGGAGGAAAUGGUUCCAGCAUCCCAACCUCACUGCCUCCUGUCAAGGUGUUAACAUAGGUAGCUAGUCUGUUGGACAUUUACUCUCCUGUCUAUGGUUCAGUGCUCCCCACCCAGCUAUCUACAUCAGCUCACUGUCGCUGACAGUGGGGUAGAUUUGUGAAGUCGAUGUGAGAGGCACUCCCCUUUCUGGCUAUCCAAAAUAUAUCCACUUAUGAAGAUGAGAAGACUGUAGGCCUACUGUUCAUGCUGGAUUAUAUUUGAACUUUUUUCAGUGUUUGCUGUAAUUAUGUACAAUGGUGUGCAAAAAUUUGAAUUAUAUUCACCUUACUCAUUGAAGCCCUAACGAGUAAAUCACCUGGGCCUGGGCCUUAGUAAUCCUUUUCCCUUAUACUUUUUUAAAAUAAUGUAUAAACGGUAAAAAAUGGAAAUGAAAAGCAAUCUUUCUUUAAAAUUUGCGGAAAGGUCUCAUGAUUAACUCUGUACCAUUUAGAGUUCAGGUUUGCUUGUACAGAUUAAUUGUAACAGACAUUUAAACCAGGGGUGCCCAAAUUUUUGCACCUUGCUGUAUGCAGCGGUGAACUUUAUAUUGCGAAGCUGGUAACCGUCCCAUCCCUCAUGUAUGGGUGCAUGCAUGAGUGUGAGUGCUCUUCAUUUUUUAAUUUUUUAUAAUUAAUUUUAAACCGCUCUCUGGCCUUUUGCUUGUUCAUACUGGUUUCGUCCUUACGACACGGUAAAGUCGUGCUGCAGUACAGGUGCCCCGUGAGAAGGAAAGCCCUGGCUGAUGUAACACAAUGCUGGACAAUCUUAAGUACCCUGUCGCUGUGAAAGCCAUAGGUCUGAUCCCUGCACAUUCCACAUGCCAUAUUGCCCUCGAACAAACUGUCCCCUGACCGCGCACGUGAUGUCUGUUACAGUGGGGCGCUUCGUGCCAAUCCAGUGUAGACGAUUAACUAUGACGUGGCCAAUAAUAUUUUUAUACAUACUCAAAAACACUGGAGUGGCAUUCGCUUACUGAAACCUAAAUGAAGGCACCAUGACGUCAGUACUGAUGAUAAACGAUGUUGCUGGAUCUAUAAAUGCACCGAUUAUUAAUCUGUUCUUCGAAUCUGUGCACCUGUGCACCUGUGCGUAGCAUAGUAAAGUAAGCAGAGUAAAGGAAAGGCUUUGUGUAAAAGAACGGUCUUUCUAGACUGUCAAUGUAAUGUUGCCAAUGCGGUGUAGAUGGAAGGGCGUUUUUCGUUAAAUGAAAUUUUUGCCUGUACCUCAUUUAAGUUUGUGACUUCAACUGGGAGUUUGAAGAAAAGUGUCCGAGUUCAUGUUCAUGGGUGCGUUUGAUUUUUUUCAUCGACUGGGUUAUAUUCUCCUACAUCAAGGUAAAUCAGUGCUAAAUGCUGGAAUUUGCAUUUUUAUGUUUUAUAAUUAUUUGUAUAAUUUAGUAGCAGUUUGGUUAAGUCAUUUUUUUCUGUUGUCUGAAAUUUAUAUUCAAAAGAUAAAUGAAAUAAAUUAAAUACAUAAAUGAUAA
Messenger RNA from Conger conger (European conger), 4737 nucleotides. RefSeq names its product transmembrane protein 150A-like. Gene Ontology annotation, biological process: protein localization to plasma membrane. Bases 304 to 1182 code for a protein of 292 amino acids. Lineage: Eukaryota; Metazoa; Chordata; Actinopteri; Anguilliformes; Congridae. The transcript is spliced from 8 exons. The record is from RefSeq and is a predicted model, not a curated record.